Molecule: messenger RNA, 1290 nt
Organism: Cordyceps militaris CM01
Lineage: Eukaryota; Fungi; Ascomycota; Sordariomycetes; Hypocreales; Cordycipitaceae
Exons: 4
Coding region: 1-1290 (429 amino acids)
Source: RefSeq, a predicted model, not a curated record
AUGUACUACGAUGACCCUUGGCCCACGAUGCCUGAUGGCACCGACUUUGACGGGAAGCAUCUGCUAAGCCUCGUCCACGCCGGCAAGAGCCCCUUUGAAGGGGCUUGGGAUGUCAACCAACUUAUCCAAGAGAUUGAGAAGAAUCUCGGUGCCACGGUGACGGACAUACCCUCUGUCUACAAAGGCUCCAACAACUACGCUAACAGGCGCAAGGGCUUUCAUGUCAAGCUGUCAAAUGGUCUGGACAUUGUGGCGCGCUUGGCACGUGGCGACGUCAACAUGCCAGACUAUGACGGCUUUCCCAUUGAUGCGCAGGUUCCCGAGGUCAAAUUCGAGGCCGACGUCUACGACCUCUUGCGGUCAGAGCCAAAUAUCUUGGUCUCCCGGCUGCUCUACCACCGUGUUCCACUACAGCGUGCUGCUCCUAGAUGCGACCCCCCCACGGAUCUUGCUGGGCGUCGGUUGUUUGUCUUUGAACGAGCACAAGGAGAAAACAAUAUAUGGUACGACCUCAACUUGGAGCAAAAGGCCCAUCUUCUUGCCCAAGCUGCUCGUAUCCGCGCAUCGCUCUUCAACUUUGCACUCCCACUCGACUUUGCCGCUACGUGGCUCCGCGAACGCCUCUUUGAGCAGAAACCUGAGUCACUCCCCGUUCCCGUGGCACCGACGCGCGCGUUUUGCGUCGCACUUUUCACGGCCAAAGUCGAAGCAACUAUCCGGAACUUGGGUGACAUGAUUGGCUGGGAGUCGGACGAGAAUACCGUCGGCCCCGCUGCCAUGGCGGCGAAGGAGUCACUCUUACGCUUCAUCCCGCAUAUGAUGCCGCCGGCAGACAAUGGCGAGGACGCGCUCUAUCGUCUCGUUCUGGAGCAUGGCGAUUUUGGCAUCCACAACAUGUCGAUUACCACAGACAAGGACGGCCAGCCCCUGGUCACGUCCUUGUACGACUGGGAGACGGGCUGUGUUGUGCCCGCCAUCCUGUCCGAUCCGCUGAUGGCGGUGGAGAUUGACCUUAUGGCUGGUGAGGAUGCUGGCCCGUCGCUGACGCGCGUGUCAAGCUCCUCAGAGCCCAGCACACGCGUGCAGUACAUGGAAUACUCGAAGCAGUAUUUCGAGGCACUCUUCAGUCACGCGCCCGACUACAAGCGUGCAAUCCAGGCAGGGAAAGACGCACGCCACCUCUGGUUCGCGUUGCGGGAUUGGCGCGGCGCAGAUCCGGAGAACUACUUUGGUGAUUUGGGAAGCUGGGCUGAGUUGCGAAUGAAGGAGCUCGGCGUGUCAGACAUCUGA